AUGUGGGCAAUCUUACGGAAAAACGAGUGCUUGACGAACUUUUCCCCAUCCUCAGCCACUCGCUCGGGCUCCACAACUUCCGGAAUAGAACACGUUCGGGCCACGGGCCAUCUGGUGGAAAACCGUGAAAAGCCCGAACCCCAUCUGAAGGCCUAUAAAGCCAAGCAAAACGAGAAAGAGGUUGAUUUUAGUAGUGUGGCAUGCAGAAAAGGGGACGUGGCACAAAAUGGAAGGUACAGCAUCACGAUGGAGAACUCGAGGGUGACACAAUUAGAACAACUAUUUAGAGUCUCAAAAUGGCGCCUUUACAAUUUGCAUAUGCAGAACUAUAGAAAACCACACACCAUGAGAGAAAAAAACAAUACCCAUCACAUGAAUGAAAUGCCUAGGCCCCUUCAUACUGGUGCAGCUCCAAUCCAUUCAAAACCCAGUGUAUCUCCUCAGUACAAGCAUGCAAGCAAUCACCCGAAACAAACUCGUGAUUAA
This is a messenger RNA of Striga asiatica, 486 nucleotides long. The record is from the annotation of a GenBank genome assembly. NCBI's taxonomy places the organism in Eukaryota, Viridiplantae, Streptophyta, Magnoliopsida, Lamiales, Orobanchaceae.